AUUAAAUGAAUUUAGUUGUGCAGUAAUGGCAGCUACACAGUCACAAGAGCUGAAGAGCAACUUGGACAACACAAUCUCCGGCGAUUCAGAAGUGCAGAUGUCAGAUUCCGGUAGCAAACGAGGCGGUUGGAUCACCUUCCCCUUCAUCAUAGCAACUAUGACUGGCUUGACACUAGCCGCUGGUGGUGUGACCGCGAAUCUUAUUGUUUAUCUUAUUGGCAAAUUUAAUGUGAAGAGCAUUGAUGCUGCUCAAGUUUCUAACAUUGUUAAUGGUUGCAGUAGUCUAUUUCCGGUCAUCGGAGCCAUUCUUGCCGACUCUUUUCUAGGCUGUUUCUCUGUCAUCUCCAUUUCUUCUUUAAUCUCUUUGCUGGGCACGGUUCUUUUCCUCCUCACCGCGACACUCGAUUCCUUGAGACCUUCACCAUGUGGAAAUGGAUCAAUCUUGUGCACAAGUACCCCAUCGAAAAUCCAAUUUGCAGUCCUAUAUGCAGCUUUAGCACUCGUAUCAAUAGGCGUUGGGGGCACACGGUUCACCAUAGCAACGAUGGGAGCUAACCAAUUUGAUGAUCCCAAGCAUCACGGGAUCUUCUUUAAUUGGUUCUUCUUCACCUUGUACAUUUCUUCAGUUGUAAGUUCAACAGUCAUUGUCUAUGUUGAGGAUAAUGUGAGUUGGGCAAUGGGAUUUGGUCUGUGUGUCGCGGCCAAUGCAAUUGGCUUGGCCAUUUUUGUUCUGGGAAGCCGUUAUUAUCGUCAUAUUAAGCCAAAAGGGAGCCCUUUCUUGGAUUUAGCUCGGGUUUUCAUUGCCGCCAUUAGAAAGAGGAAGAUAUUGCUUUCAUCCAGAAGUGAGGAUUAUUACAAUAUUGAGCUUGAUGGGAACACAGGCAUGAUGCCAACAACACCAACUAAAAGCUUCAAGUACUUAAAUCGCGCAGCACUGAAAACAGAAAAGGAUGUACAAUUAGACGGCAAAAUCACAAGAACAUGGAGGCUAUGUACUGUACAACAAGUAGAAGAUUUAAAAACCUUAAUCAGAAUUUUCCCACUGUGGUCCACUGGUAUUUUCUUAAGCACCACAAUAGGGGUCCAAUCCAGCUUAGUAGUCCUCCAAACUCUAACCAUGGACCGUCACAUUGGACCUCACUUCAAAAUCCCAGCCGGGUCCAUCCUAGUCACUGCAUUCAUUUCCACUUCCAUCUCUCUCACUCUCAUUGACUGGUGCUUAUGUCCUACGUGGCAAAAGCUAACUCGUCGAUCUCCGACACCACUCCAACGUAUCGGGCUCGGCCACGUGCUAAAUGUACUUAGCAUGGGUGUGUCAGCCAUAGUGGAGUCCAAGCGGCUUGAGAUAGCCCGAGCCCACCAACUCCAGGAUCAGCCCGGUUCCACGGUGCCAAUGUUGGCCUUGUGGCUCCUUCCACAACUAGUUAUUGUUGGCAUUGGUGAAGCAUUUCAUUUCCCGGGACAAGUUGCACUGUACUAUCAAGAAUUUCCGGUAUCGUUAAAAAGCAUGGCAACUGCAAUGAUCGCGAUGAUUAUUGGAAUAGGUUUCUAUUUAAGCACGGCUGUGAUUGAUUUCGUUCGGAGAGUUAGCGGAUGGUUACCGGAUAAUAUAAAUAAUGGGAGGCUAGAUAAUGUGUAUUGGAUGUUGGUUGUGGUUGGGGUGAUAAACUUUGGUUAUUAUCUAGUAUGUGCAGGGUUGUAUAAGUACAGAAAUGUUGAGAAGUCUGAGAAUGAUAACUCUAGCUUGCACAAGUGAUGUUGAUCUAUCAUACAAAACGGGCUUUAAUGUAUCUACCUACUAUUCCUCUAUACAUAUUUGUAUUUAUUUUUUUUUGGGUAAGUAAGUGGUAAAUAUAUAUAUUAAUUUGUUCAUCUUGUGAUA
This is a messenger RNA of Cornus florida, 1882 nucleotides long. Its product is annotated as protein NRT1/ PTR FAMILY 2.7-like. Gene Ontology annotation, biological process: transmembrane transport; oligopeptide transport. The coding region runs from base 26 to 1756 and encodes 576 amino acids. The record is from RefSeq and is a predicted model, not a curated record. NCBI's taxonomy places the organism in Eukaryota, Viridiplantae, Streptophyta, Magnoliopsida, Cornales, Cornaceae. Gene Ontology annotation, cellular component: plasma membrane. The transcript has 4 exons. Gene Ontology annotation, molecular function: transmembrane transporter activity.